Toxotes jaculatrix (banded archerfish) is the source of this 2708-nucleotide messenger RNA. RefSeq names its product histidine--tRNA ligase. Gene Ontology annotation, molecular function: identical protein binding; ATP binding; histidine-tRNA ligase activity. The transcript has 14 exons. Gene Ontology annotation, cellular component: cytoplasm; mitochondrion. Lineage: Eukaryota; Metazoa; Chordata; Actinopteri; Toxotidae. The record is from RefSeq and is a predicted model, not a curated record. Gene Ontology annotation, biological process: mitochondrial translation; histidyl-tRNA aminoacylation. The coding region runs from base 418 to 1986 and encodes 522 amino acids.
GGUGGACAGAGGUGUGUACGCCGGCAGAAGCACUUUAAUGAGAAGCCAUGGAGGACAAGGCACAGAUACAAGAAGCGAUUAAAAUCCAAGGUGAAGUCGUCCGGAAGUUAAAGUCAGAGAAGGCGAGCAAAGAGCAGUGCUAGGGUUGCUUACCACUUUUCUCCUGUUCUUCCUGCCUGACUGUGGAUGACCUCGACUCGCCUUGCCCCUAAUCAUCAACUUCAUCUGCGUCUGGGGAAUCCAACCCUCCCGGACGUUACUGCACAACGCUCCUUCUACCGACCAUUGUGAUUGGCUGCUGUGGCUGGCCCUGGACAAUACCUAUGAUGCACUCCUGAACUUGUGCUUGUCCAAUUUCUGGACUAUUUUUUUUUUUUUUAUAAAAACUUAUUUUUUUGUAUCCCCCCGUUCUGUGGGAUGAACAUGCUGGGCGUGUUUUGUAUUCGUGCUUGCUCUGGUCUGGUGGGCUCUCGGACUGCAACACGUGUCCGAUCUCUGCACUCUUUUCCGGGGAUCACUGUGGCUCAGAUUGAUGAGGAGGUGGCCAAACUUCUGGAGCUGAAGGCUCAGUUAGGAGGAGAUGAUGGCAAACAUCAGUUUGUGCUUAAGACAGCAAAGGGAACGAGGGACUACAACCCCAAGCAGAUGGCCAUCAGAGAGAAAGUCUUCAACACCAUCAUCGGCUGCUUCAAACGCCACGGAGCAGAGACCAUCGACACGCCUGUUUUUGAACUAAAGGAAACGUUGACAGGGAAGUAUGGAGAGGAUUCCAAGCUCAUCUACGAUCUCAAAGACCAAGGAGGAGAGCUGCUGUCCCUCAGAUAUGACCUCACUGUGCCCUUUGCCCGCUACCUGGCAAUGAACAAGAUAACCAACAUCAAACGCUACCACAUUGCCAAGGUCUAUCGCCGUGACAACCCAGCCAUGACCCGCGGACGCUACCGAGAGUUUUACCAAUGUGACUUCGACAUAGCAGGGCAGUAUGACGCCAUGAUCCCAGACGCCGAGUGUCUGAAGAUCGUCUACGAAAUCCUGAGUGAGCUGGACCUCGGAGACUUCCGCAUCAAGGUCAACGACAGACGCAUCCUCGAUGGGAUGUUUGCUGUAUGUGGUGUUCCAGACGACAAGUUCCGUACCAUCUGUUCAACAGUGGAUAAACUGGAUAAGAUGGCUUGGGAGGACGUGAAGAAGGAGAUGGUGAAUGAGAAGGGCUUGUCAGAGGAAGCUGCCGACCAGAUUGGGGAGUACGUCAGUAUGCAGGGUGGAAUGGACCUAGCAGAACGCCUCCUUCAGGACCAGAAGAUGUCUCAGAGUAAGCAGGCCUGUGCUGGCCUCUCAGACAUCAAGCAGCUCUUCAGCUACCUGCAGCUCUUCCAGGUCACAGACAAGGUGGUGUUCGACCUCAGUCUGGCCCGCGGCCUGGACUAUUACACAGGAAUCAUUUAUGAGGCAGUGCUGACUCAGGCAGGUGUGGCUCCGGUAACCAAUGACAACCAACAGGGGGCAAAUACAGAGGAGAACGUCAGCGUGGGCAGCGUGGCCGGAGGGGGUCGCUAUGACGGCCUGGUGGGCAUGUUCGACCCAAAGGGCAGGAAAGUGCCGUGUGUGGGCGUCAGCAUUGGCAUCGAGAGGAUCUUCUCCAUCAUGGAGCAGAAGGCUGAGCUCUCAGCGGAGAGGGUUCGUACCACAGAGGUUCAGGUCAUGGUGGCGUCUGCUCAGAAGAACCUCCUGGAGGAGAGACUCCGACUCGUCACUGAGCUCUGGAAUGCUGGGAUUAAGGCAGAGGUGAUGUACAAGAAGAGCCCCAAACUGCUGAGUCAGCUGCAGCACUGUGAGGAGUCGGGCAUCCCCCUGGUGGCUAUACUGGGAGAACAGGAGCUGAAGGAUGGAGUGGUCAAACUACGCGACGUGGCCACCAGAGAGGAGUUUGAUAUUUCCAGAGCUGAGCUGAUCGCUGAGAUCAGGAGGAGGACCUCUGAGGCGUAGGUAGCCGCUCCUUCCUGUGGAGCUACAGCCUCUCAUCAGCCGCAUCACCCGAUUGGUUCAAACACAAGACGCUCUGCGCUCUUCAAGCGAUACAAACCUUUACGCUGAAUUUCUUGUCUAGUCCUCUCUAAAGCAUGUUGGACAUCGGUGCAGCCUUACACUGAAAACACACACACCCAGUCUCAUUUUCACAGCAGCGACAUACACUAGUGUUAAAUGGAGCCCGUGUGUUAAGACUUUAACAGAGCAGGAAACCAAAAGCAAAUGACGCUAACUGGAGGUUUUGUAUGUUCUGGGUGUUCUCUAUCAUUAGAGAACAUCCAGAACAUGAACAGCAAUCAUGUAAAUGUAGGAAUUCUGUAUCCGAGGGACACGUACCUGCUUUCAUUAUCAUCGUACAGUGGUGUGCUCUGAGCAACAGAUGCUGCUAAUCAAGCGAUUCAUGUCCAAGCAAUGUUUCUUAGACUCCGUCAGAUGAAGCUGCUGGAGGUCAGUUUGGUCUUCAUCACCAUCAGUAAGGAAAAUCCAUUUUUAGAGCAGCGUCCCCCUUUUAUCUGCUCAGGACCAAGGAUGAGACACUCUGUUACUGUCUACCUGAAUCCAUCGACGAGUUGCUGCAGUUCAACUUCUAACUUCAACUGUUAACAAACAGGCUCAUUUCUACCUUUAUCAAACAGGCUUGCUCUGUCCAGUGUCUUAAAUAAACACACUCAUGUUCAUCA